This is a messenger RNA of Callorhinchus milii (elephant shark), 7913 nucleotides long. It is a transcript of the gene prkci, whose product is annotated as protein kinase C, iota. Gene Ontology annotation, biological process: protein phosphorylation. Gene Ontology annotation, molecular function: ATP binding; protein binding; diacylglycerol-dependent serine/threonine kinase activity. The coding region runs from base 155 to 1915 and encodes 586 amino acids. NCBI's taxonomy places the organism in Eukaryota, Metazoa, Chordata, Chondrichthyes, Chimaeriformes, Callorhinchidae. The record is from RefSeq and is a predicted model, not a curated record. The transcript has 18 exons.
UGCGCGCGCGGCGGCGGUAGGCGGGCGGUGUCGGUGUCGGCUCCGCACAGCUGCUCAGCGCUCCCCGGCCCGCUGGUUGGGGGUUGGGGGGGGUGGCAGCUUUUACGCGGGGCUCGGCUCGGCUCGGCUCAGUCCGCGAGCUGUGGAGCGGGAGAUGCCCACGAACAGGGAUAGCAUGAUGUCCCACACGGGAGAAAACCACCACCAGGUCCGGAUGAAGGCGUAUUACAAAGGGGACAUCAUGAUUACUCAUUUUGAACCCUCCAUCACGUAUGAAGGGCUCUGCAAUGAAGUUCGAGAUAUGUGCUGCUUUGAUAACGAACAGCUUUUCACAAUGAAAUGGAUCGAUGAAGAAGGCGAUCCUUGCACAGUCUCAUCCCAGCUGGAACUUGAAGAAGCCUUUCGACUCUAUGAGCUGAAUAAAGACUCUGAGUUGAUCAUUCACGUAUUUCCCUGUGUUCCCGAGCGGCCUGGCAUGCCCUGUCCUGGGGAAGACAAAUCCAUUUAUAGACGAGGUGCACGGCGCUGGAGAAAGCUGUACUGUGUAAAUGGACACACUUUCCAAGCCAAAAGAUUCAAUCGACGUGCUCACUGUGCAUUCUGUACUGACCGCAUUUGGGGUCUGGGUCGUCAGGGCUAUAAAUGUACCAACUGCAAGCUCCUAGUCCAUAAGAAGUGUCACAAAUUGGUCACAAUUGAAUGUGGACGACAUGCUGAGCAGAUUGGGUUACCUAUGAUGCCACCAUCAGAUAAUGUAGAAAACAUAGCAGUGAUUCCGUACAAAUCAUCCAGCCAGGAUCAAUUGGACCAUGUUGGGGAGGAGAAGGAGGCGAUGAGCAGCAGAGAAAGUGGAAAAGCUCCCUCCAGUUUAGGCAUUCCUGAUUUCGAUUUGAUCCGUGUCAUUGGCAGAGGCAGCUAUGCCAAAGUCCUCCUGGUCCGACUGAAGAAGACAGAGCGUAUUUAUGCAAUGAAAGUUGUGAAGAAAGAGUUGGUUAAUGAUGAUGAGGAUAUUGAUUGGGUGCAGACAGAAAAACAUGUGUUUGAGCAGGCAUCAAACCAUCCCUUCUUAGUGGGACUGCAUUCCUGUUUCCAGACUGAGAGCAGGUUGUUUUUCGUCAUUGAAUACGUCAAUGGUGGUGACUUGAUGUUUCAUAUGCAGCGACAACGAAAACUGCCAGAAGAACAUGCCAGGUUUUACUCUUCAGAAAUCAGCCUGGCUUUAAAUUAUCUUCAUGAACAUGGGAUCAUUUACCGAGAUUUGAAACUGGACAAUGUCUUGUUGGACUCUGAAGGACACAUUAAACUAACUGACUACGGAAUGUGUAAGGAAGGCUUGAGGCCUGGAGACGCAACCAGUACAUUCUGUGGUACUCCCAAUUACAUCGCCCCAGAGAUUCUGCGAGGAGAGGAUUAUGGAUUCAGCGUGGAUUGGUGGGCUCUCGGAGUGCUAAUGUUUGAAAUGAUGGCAGGACGAUCACCUUUUGAUAUUGUUGGAAGUUCUGAUAAUCCUGAUCAAAAUACAGAAGAUUAUCUUUUCCAAGUGAUCUUGGAAAAGCAAAUCCGUAUUCCACGCUCGCUUUCUGUCAAAGCUGCAAGUGUGUUGAAAGGAUUUCUGAACAAGGAUCCAGCAGAACGACUUGGCUGUCACCCACAGACAGGAUUUGCUGAUAUUCAGGGAAAUCCUUUCUUCCGCAACGUCGACUGGGAUUUGAUGGAACAGAGACAGAUCAUUCCACCUUUCAAGCCCCAUAUCUCAGGUGAAUAUGGACUCGACAACUUUGACUCGCAGUUCACGAAUGAACCCGUCCAGCUCACUCCGGAUGAUGAGGAUGCUGUAAAGAAGAUUGACCAAUCAGAAUUUGAAGGUUUUGAGUACAUCAAUCCUCUUCUAAUGUCAGCUGAGGAAUGUGUCUGAUUGGCUCCAAUCUGCAGACUGUACCAAUGUCUCUAAUACUGCAUGUGAAAGAGCUGAAAGCAAUGAAUUUCCUCCUACAACAGCUGAGGCCUUGUCUUCAUUCAGCUAACAGUUCGAGAGUAUUUGUCGUCACAACUGUAAUCCAACAAAUGGCUGGAAAGCACCUACGCAUGUCUAUUCUAAUUUAACUUGAGGCUGCAGAAUAGCUACUUUACACUUUCUCUUGAGCAGCCUAAUCCUUGUUUCCUGAUAUUCCCAGUUAAGAAUAGUGAGUUAGUGGUGGGUAGUUUUGUGUGGUCUAAGAACUGACUUUUUUUUUCCUGGUGGGGUGAAGGUACAGCCAGGUUUGGUUUUAUUCUCAGGUGAUACAGAGAACCUUAUGAGCAUGACCUGAAAGCUUUGUUUCCUUCCCAGGAACUAGUACCAGCCCUCAACUAAUAGUAUUUCCUCGAAAGUUGGCAGCUUAUGGUUAUGACACAAAAUGCCUAUUAAUGUAAUAUCAUUUUAUCUAUUAGAAAAGAGCCAUCUUGUGUACAUGUAGAUAAUUAUUUCAAACACUACUUCCUCCCAUCAAUAAGAUAAUAUGUAGGAACUGUCCAAACCGUGUUGCUGUUUAUUUUGUUCACUUAAGACGUUUUAGGGAGAAAAAAGUUAUUUCAAGGUUUUGGAGCUAAUAUGAGAAAUAGAACACUAUAGAUGUUGGUAAUAAGUGUAUAGAUGUACUGUUUAUCACAUUUACAUUGAUAUUGAAAGUGCAUUUUAUUAAGCAAGUAACUUUGCAUACUGUGCCACAAUGUUAAAUGCAAGCUUAGCCCUCAAGUAUAAAGUGAAGUGCAGCUAAGCCACCAGAAUUAUGUCUGGGACAAGGAGCUCUGCAACUUAGAAAAUAAGUGGCUACAUAUUGUCCCAAUUCUUCAUGGUCAAAUGGAUUAUGUGACCUGUCCUGCUAGCUUCCACAGAUGUAGUUGACCUGAGAAGAGACAUAGGGUUUGUUAGAUGUAAUGGGAGUUCAUUAAAACACUAAUUUGGAAAUAUAAGAAGUUACAUUCCAUCUUUCAUAAUCAAACACAAUAAUGAAAAUUUUAAAUCAUGUAACAUUCAACCAUAUUCACAAUAAUAUGACAAGUUGUGAAGAUGUCCUCAUUAAGUCUGCAGAAUUGCUCUUUUCAUCAUGCAAUUGCCACAACACAAGGCAUUUGGGCUCAAGUGCUUCCUCCUGUGUAAGAUGUAUAAGUGACACAAACUGGUUUCAUAGCGAAAGAGCUGUAACGAUGUUUGCCAGUGUUGCUCUGCACGUUCCCCUCUCCCACGUUGUGGCACAGGAUAAAGAAAAACUAUAAGAAAACGUACAACAGUUCAAUUUGUUUAAAAAAUAGCAGUUAUAUGGUUAAAUGCAUUGCUUUAACUUUUUUAAACAAAUUAUUUUGAAGGAUAUUCUUCCAUACUUUUAAUGUCAAUUUGAAAGUAGCAAAACUAAACCAAAAUUCUUUUUAACUCUUUAAUUUGAGUACAAUUUUAUAUUAAAUUUUAGGACGAUGCAGCUUUAGUACUUUAUCGGGUGUUCUGGACUGAACUGAAUUAGCAUUGAAGAACUAUUUGGUAUGAAGUUGCUGUUUUUUGCAGACACUUAUUUUCUGGGUGGUGGUUUCAUCUGGUUAGGGAUUAUGAAUCAUAGCCUUGCAUACUGUAGUUACUCAGUUGGUUAGUGACUUUAAAAGGACUGUAUUCUACUGAAAUGUUACAUAAUCUUAAAUCGUGUGUAGUUUUCCUCCAGGGAUGUUCUGAGUAGUGCAUGUAUCCAUUAUUGCCAUCCAAGAGGUCAAAUAAUUUCUACACAACAUAACUGCUUCUAUACUGCCUCCAACCAGCAAUUCUAACGCAGUGUAACUGACUUGAGACGCUAGAACGUGUACACGUUUCUCCCUUGCCUUUAAAUCAUACAACUCCUUCACUUUCCUCUGCAUAAUAUUAUGGAGGACAUUUUUGGGACCCGUAAACCGAUUUUAUCCUUUUAUCUGUUUAAUAUAACAAACUAUAAUGAAAUUCACAGUCUAAAUUUAGUCACACUAUUGGGCUGAACAUGAUCUCCAUUUUGAUUUGUGUUGUCAAAAAUGAGAGUAGUCAAAGGGCAGGGCAGUGAUGUAAAGCAAGCUUAUGAUGCUGUGAUCAACAGCACAGAAUGAUGAAUUGUCAGUGAACCACUCAGUAUGAUCCAGUGUCAUGCCACGACAUACAUUUGCUCACUGAAUCACUGGGGAAGCCCUUUUUUUCAACAUCAACAUUUUAAAUUAAAAUUGAAUUAAUUAUAUAUGCAUGUCAUCGAACUGUUGAGGACUGAAAUGUUAGGGAAUCUUAUCACAACGCAUUCCGAUUAUUUUUGGCAUUACGUAGACUAUAAUUUUGUCUGAAUGUAACUUUCGGUAUAAGUAGAACUAACAAGGGGAGCGUGAAGUCUGGAGAUUUAAUACUAAGAUUUGUCAAUUUGUCAGUGGGUGGGUAAAACAUUUGCUCUUUUGCUAAUCACUGAACCAUAUGUAGAAUUGCAACUGUGAGAGUCAGAUGCUUGUUAGCAGGGCUCUGAGGUGAGUAUGUUCAUUGAUGAACUGUUGGUUCUUCUGUCUGUUACAUAUACUUUUUCCCUUCAUCCUGAGUAUUUUGUAAUUUUUCAUGUAAUAUCUCAGGUUAUUUCAGUGUUGUUCAUUCUUAAUUUAAUCUGGUUUUACUAGGGUCAGGCACCAAUAUAUUAAUCAAAUUAGAUAUUAUGUUGUGUUGUAAUGAUUAAAAAUAACUCCUUGCUGCUUUAACAAGGUGCUGUGAGAAUAUAACUGUGACCACCUUGAACAAAAUGCCGUACUAUAUAACCGCUUCAUGUGAAAGAACUGAACUGCUGUUUCUUGUUGUAUUGGAGUGCCCUUUAAGCACAGUUUAAACAGUUUGUUCCCUCUAGGAUCCAAUACCAUGCCUCACAUUGGCCUAGUGCAAUUCAGUUUUAUAACUAAUAGUAUGAGCCUCUUCUUGUAGUCUUACCUUAUGAAUUUUGGAAACUUGUUUAAAAACCCAGUUGUCUAACUCAGUCUUGAUAUCACAAUUGAGAAUACAUGGUGUCCUUCUUGAACAGACAGCAUCUCCUUUUGUUGCCCAACACAAAAUAUAUUGAAAAUCUAAAUAGCACCAUGUAUUAAACUUUGCAAAUGUGGUGCAUCGGCAGAUAUUUGAGGAUUUAGUGUCCAAAAGUGUCCUGUGCUGAAUGAUCACCAGUCAUUGGCUAUAUUUUCUAAUAACUUUUAUUUUUGGUUUUUUGAGAAAGUACUCAUUCCUUUUGUGCUUGUGCUCUCUUUCCCUGGCUUUCUCGCUCACUUUCAGAUACCAUUCAAAGGUUGAAUUCCUUUUGAGCAAAUUGACCUGUCUUCUGGUCAGGAAGGUCUCACUUGAAAAUGUCCGCAUUUAAUAAUAGCAUCAAUGUAACUUCCAGAAAUUCUAUACCCAAGACAAUAACAUUGUUUAAAGAGAAAAUGGGAGACAAUCACAUUGGUGUGGUUCAUGGGCGCUUUAGUAAUAGAAAACAGAGGGUAGUGUAAAUUUAGUAUAACUUGAUAUCUGCAUUAUUCACUGUAAAUCCAAAAAUGUGUUAGUCUAUGGAGUUUUGAUGUCUAUUGCCCCAAAGUUCUAUGCAAUAUUUAAGGAAAUCUAAAUCUCAAACCUUGUUCCCCAUCUCUUCCAGUUACCCGUCAAAAUGACAUCAUAUAGAUAGGCAGAUAUCUAAUAUCUUUGUUGGAAUUCAACUGUACCAAACUUCAAAAUUUCUAAAGUGAGGCAUUACAUAGUCCAUUCCAAGUAAUCAGAAAAUGAGAAUUUUAUUUCAUAUUUUAAAUUUGUUAGUUUUCAAAUGCUGUGCAUUGGUGAUUGUAGACAGAAAUGGUUAGUUUAAUCAGGUAUUCAGAAUUGGUUGGUUCUCACUCUUAAUGCCCUGAAUUUACUGUUUGUGCACAUGGACCAUAACACACAAGUGGCAAAAAAGGGAACGAUUGCUUUAUAUAUUAAAAAAAAAGGUGGUAGGAGGGUGGUUUAUAGUUAUUGCCUUUUUAAGGAAUUAGUUGAAUAAAUUGAUGCACAAAUGUUGAUGGACUACAAGUGUCACGUUUUACAUUCUCUUUUAAAUGAAUAUUGUGUUUUUCCUACAUAUUAUGGGGCUUUUCACUUUGAAAUGGAUUCAACAGUGAAGCAACUAUUCUCGCUUGAAAGGCCCAAUAUCCUAUAAGUUGAGGAAAGGACUACCUCAUUUGGAAUCUGUGGUCUGUCCCAUGUUAACGGAGACCGGCACUCCGGCACAAUACAAAGGUUCAAGUUAUAAUGUUGUCUCAAGACAUUUAAACUGAAGUAAUGCAGAAAUAGAUAACUGCUACUGGCUGCUCUGUCCAGUGCAAUCUUCAGUUGAUUGGGAACAGACUACACUGUGAGGGGAAUAAAAUGGUUUUGAACCACAAUCGAUUCAGUAAUUUCAAAAUUUAUAUUGAACCCUGUCAUUAUUUGCUUAGUAGGUAUUACAAACUGGAUUGACGAGGUACUGUGGGAAAGAAUCAAUAACUCUUAUGACGUGGCCACUUUUAAUAGAAAUCUUAUUCCCUGCCUCCUCUGUUUUGUGUACAUUUAAGUACAUUCAUAUUUUUUCACCCACAAAUUGACUUUACAGUAUAUUCUGUGAAGCAUUUUGAGACGUCUCAACGGCUAAAGCGCUUUUAUCAAAUGCAAGGAUUAUCAUUAUUAAAUCUCUGGUUCAUGCUAUACUAUCCUUCAGCAGAAACAUGGACAUCUCAAAAUUAAAUGACAUGAACCCCAUUUUCCUUGUAGCUUAACUCCGAAGAUUGUUGCUAUAAAGCAGCAAUUAUCUUUGCUAUAAAGCAGCAUUGAGUAUGCUGGUAAAAGUUUAUUGGAUUUUACAAAAUGUUUUUCUAUUGAAGUUUUUUGUAAUCGGUUGAGAUGUUAUUGACCAUGUGAGGAAUCAAUCUCUAAGGAAUCUAAUGAAAAGCAACUAGUUUAUCUACAAUAGUUAGUAUAUUGCAGAGUACAAAAUUAAUUUUCCAAGUUGUGUUACUAAGACUUAAUCUGUCAAGAAUUUGAAAUGUAAGUGACCUUAGAUCUUAUUUGUUGCUAGUACUGUUCAAAUAAGCUACCAUGUUUUCCUGCAUUCAGUCACUACUUUGGUGACUCGUUUUGUGAAGAGAUUUGAGGUAGAUUGACAUGCGAGCUUAAUCAAACACAAGUACAUUUAACCAUUACUACCCCCACUACCACCCAUUGACUUCUGAUCAGAGUAGUUUAUCUAUCUGUAUGAAUUCUAUCAGGUUAUUUAGAUAAAGCACAAGUGGACAUUGUUUAGAAGUGAAAAGUUUGUGAAUGCAAACCAAAAAUAUAAUUUUCACCUUUCAUAAAUUGUGUUUUAUAUGUUAAAUGUGUGAAGGGCAACAAAGGAGAUCUGGUCUCUGUGAGAUUAGCUUGUGGAGAAGAGUAUGCUGAUAAAAGUUUAUUGGACUUGCCAUAUUCUUCAUAUCAUAUUAACAUUUAUAGAUCUUAUUGUCCAUUCUCAACUUGUUUGUGUCAAUUUCCGUAUUUUUAAUUUAGUGUACACAAUGGGAGCAGGUGUAAAACAGCUUAAAGUUAACUUUUAUUGGAUUGUGUUUAGUGUUGUACAUUUACUUUCUACACUUUACUAUAACUACUUUCACUUUGAAACAUGAAACCUCUUUAUUUUUUAUAUUUAAGUUGGGCAAAUGCCAUAACACUACAUUUGUUCUUUGUACUUUAUAUAUACUGGUUUAAAAACCUGUUUUCUAAAACUGUUGUAUUGACAAGAUAGCUGAACUUGGGUUCAAAACAUGUCUUAGGUGAUGCAUCAUGCUGUUUGUUAUCUGUUGGUGUUUAUUGUCAAAUACAGUAGUUUUCAUUCCUCAAACUGGGAGAUCACUUUUUUAAUAAAGUUAAAUAAUGCACAAUAUAAAAA